Acipenser ruthenus (sterlet) is the source of this 2485-nucleotide messenger RNA. RefSeq names its product chromosome 13 C10orf88 homolog (gene c13h10orf88). Bases 566 to 1831 code for a protein of 421 amino acids. The transcript is spliced from 6 exons. Lineage: Eukaryota; Metazoa; Chordata; Actinopteri; Acipenseriformes; Acipenseridae. The record is from RefSeq and is a predicted model, not a curated record.
CUUUGGCCUGUCAUAACAAAUCUGUAUGUUGUGUUAUUGCUUUUGCUGCUAAUUUGUUCAGUCAUUUAUUCGGAACGUGUACUGUUGUUGGCUAAUAAUUCCUCACGAUUCGAUAACUAUAUGAAUUGCCUUCGGUAUAUUUAAUAAACAAUGUGAUGUGCACAAAGAGAGAGGGGGAGGGUGAAUUGCAAAUCACUUUAGGAAAAUAAAUCAGGUUUUCAACAAAGCUUAUGGAAGACGGUUACAAAAAAAACAAAACAUUCUUAUCAAUGUUCUUGAUUAAUAAUAUGUAGUUUAGCCGGCUGUUAAUUCAUUAUUAAUUCGAGGCUCCUGACUAAACUGUAUCGUUACAGUUUACAAAUUACAGUUCCUUAUUGCCAAGUUUGCAAUUAAUUUAACAAUAACAGAUUUGGCGUGCACAAGUACCGUAUACAUUUUCUGUGCAACUUCUGUUAAGCACGUUGAAUAGUAACACGGUGAUUGUAAUAUUUUAAUUAUCUAAUUAAUAAUAUUAAUAAUAAUAAUAAUAAUAAUAUGGCAAACCAGUUUUUGUACUCAAGUAAAAAUGCACUCAUUUCUGCACGUUCGUCUUGGGAGCCUUCCUCUCCUGACCAGCUCUGGGAUGUUUUGUGCUUGGUUCCUGCUGAGUUAUCAGAAAAAUGCUCAGGUGACUCAAAUAAGUACGGAUGAGCUAGUGUUUCUGGAGCAGCCGCAGGAUAAUGGGGGAGAUUCCCCCUGUGUGCUUCAUCUCCAGUGUACCUCGCAGGGAGGCUGUGAAAUCGCCUUUCUGCAGGUGGUAAGCGAGGCUCGCAUCAUAGAGGUGUAUUCAGACACAGAGUACUGUGGCACUUGUCCAGGAGAGAAAGUCAGCAGUUUGCAAAUCAAUGGUGUUAAUGAAAGUAUUUCAUUGUAUAAGAAACGGGUACAUCUCGAGUGUCCUGUGACGUCUUGUGAAGUGAAGUUACUUUCCCUAGGUAGAAAAAACAGAGUGGGUGUUAAUAAUGUUUUGUUAGGAGUGAAACCUGUCAAAAAGCUUGCAAGCUUUCCUUCAGGAGGAACGAGCAUUGACCUGGAGCGAGUUCAGACAAUGGUGGAGUCCAUGGGAACCAAGCUUUCCCCAGGAGCACAGCACCUCAUGGACAUGGUCCAGUUUCAGCAGAAGAACCAGCAAGAUAAUCUGGGAGGCUUUCUGGGGCUUCUCAUGGGAAAUAGACAGUUUGCAGCUCUUGGAAAAGAAAAUGCAGGAUCCAGGCCGACCCCUGACGUCAAUGCACAAACUGCAGAGGAUUUUGAAUUAGCAGGGGACAGCUUGGAUCACAACUCUGCUUCUAGCCUUGAAGCAGAAGUCACUGCGGGAGGAGUGCUGACUACUGAAAAUCUUCAGCAUCCUUUUGGAGUGGACAACGGGCCCCCCCCUGCAAACCAAAUCACAGACAUGGUCUCAUCCUACCUGCGUAACCAAACCAAACAGAAGCAGAACACUAUCAGUGUAGACAUGCUGCCGUUCCUUCAGAGUGUGUGCGGUCAGGUGAAACAGCUGCGCAUUGAGGAUGGAGCACAGAAGAGUGAAGCGGUGCAAAGGAGCAAGCCAAGUCCAGAAUUGGAAAAGGAACACGUGUGCUGCUCUUCAUUAGAGAAGGUGCUUGAGAAGCAGAUGGAGAUGAUGGAGAAAAGACUCAUGCACUGCAUAGACCAGCGUCUGAAUGCACUGGAGGACAGCCUGGAGAGAAAGGUCCAGUCCGCGCUGGACAUUGUUCGGAGGGCUGAUGGCCCCAAUACGGUCAAACAGGACUGUGGUUGCCAUGGAGCACUGGUAAAUGGAAAUGCAUAACCAAGACCAAUCAGACAAUGAGCAGAGUAAAUGAAAUGGGACUCUAUUCAGACAAUUAUAAUGCGCGCAGAUCUAAAUACUGCUGCUAUUUUAUGUUGUUAAAAUAGGGCGUUAAAUGUAUUGUUAAAAACAAAACACUAAAGAGCACUGUUACCAGAUGCCUUACCUUGGUACCUAAUGGGCCAUUUUUAGACCUACCUCUGUUUAGUUCAGUUGAACAGACCCGCUUGUGUGUGUUACUAAUGAAGUUAAUAUUUGAGCUGCAUAGCCCCAGACCAUUUACCAAAAUAGUAAAAACCCUCAUUCUUGUUCUAGCCCCCCAUCACCAGUUUGACCAGAAUGCAGCUUGUUGUUGACAGCAGCAGCAUUUUAGAAAGGGAUAUUGUUUUUAAGUAAGUGUAUGUUGCAGUUUGAGUGCAUUUAUUUUUUCUAAAACGGUAUUAUACAAGAAACCACUAUCAGUUGAUUAUUUUUUGGGUUAAAUUUUUAAUGCACAAAACCAUAUCCUGCUUUCAUGGUGUACUCUGCACAAUGUGAUAUUUUCAAGAUAUAAACCUUUUAAAAUGUUUAUGGUAACGUUUGAUUAGUGCAGCAUUUUUGUUAAAGGGAGGUGUUACAUUCAGGCAAUUAAAGAAUGUGUAUUUAUAAAGUUAA